UAGCGGAGAGGAGCAAGGAGCGGAGCAGAGCUGCAGGAGGAGUACACAACAGGAAAAUGGCAGAUAGUUUUUCGCUCAACGAUGCCUUAGCUGGCCCUGGAAACCCAAACCGUCAAGGAUGGCCUGGUGCAUGGGGGAACCAGCCUGGGGCUGGGGGUUACCCAGGCGCUUCCUAUCCUGGGGCCUACCCAGGACAGGCUCCUCCAGGGGCUUACCCGGGGCAGGCUCCUCCUGGUGCCUACCCUGGCCCAACUGCCCCUGGAGCUUACCCUGGCUCAACUGCCCCUGGAGCCUUCCCAGGGCAACCUGGUGGAUCUGGGGCCUAUCCUAGUGCUCCUGGGGCCUAUCCUGCUGCUGCCCCCUAUGGCGCCCCCACUGGAGCCCUGACAGUGCCCUACGAGCUGCCCUUCCCUGGCGGAGUCAUGCCUCGCAUGCUGAUCACCAUCAUGGGUACAGUGAAGCCCCACGCAAACAAGAUUACUCUAAAUUUCAAGAGAGGGAACGACAUUGCCUUCCACUUUAACCCCCGCUUCAAUGAGAACAACAGGAGAGUCAUUGUGUGCAACACCAAGCAGGCUAACAACUGGGGGAAGGAAGAGAGACAGUCAGCUUUCCCAUUUGAAAGUGGCAAACCGUUCAAAAUCCAAGUCCUGGUGGAACCUGACCACUUCAAGGUUGCAGUCAACGAUGCUCACUUGCUGCAGUACAAUCAUCGGAUGAGAAAUCUCCGGGAGAUCAACCAGAUGGAGAUUUCUGGUGACAUAACCCUUACCAGUGCUGUACCAACCAUGAUCUAAUACAGAGGGGGCAGCUCUUAUAACCAAAGUGUCAUGCAAAGGCUCCGUGCUCAUUCUGAGUGGAAAACUUUACACUUAUUCCUCCUUAUCCUUCUUGAAAGGCAUCCAUUUAAUAAAUAUU
Molecule: messenger RNA, 918 nt
Organism: Microtus ochrogaster (prairie vole)
Lineage: Eukaryota; Metazoa; Chordata; Mammalia; Rodentia; Cricetidae
Gene: Lgals3
Product: galectin 3
Biological process (GO): positive regulation of calcium ion import; macrophage chemotaxis; monocyte chemotaxis
Cellular component (GO): cytoplasm; immunological synapse; nucleus
Molecular function (GO): IgE binding; disaccharide binding; laminin binding
Source: RefSeq, a predicted model, not a curated record